AUGGAUGAGACGGGUCUCCAACUUAAUAAUAAGCCAGGUUAUGUUAUUGCUCAGAAAGGCUCAAAAAACGUUGCCGCAAUAACAUCAUCAGAAAAUGGAGAAACAAUUACAGUAAUCUCAUGUUGUAAUGCAGAAGGUUUUUACAUACCAUCAGCUUGCAUUUUUAAGGGCAAAAAUAAAAAAACCGAGUUUGAGUAUGGUAUGUCUCCGGGUUCUGUGGUUUACAUGAACGAAAAAUCCGCUUAUAUUAAUACGGAUUUGAUGUUUACCUGGUUAAAAGAACAUUUUGUUCCACGUAAACCAGACGGAAAAAUUCUACUUUUACUGGAUGGUGAUGCCAGUCAUUGUAAUUCGGUAGAAAUGCUGGAAUAUGCCGAUGAACAUAAUGUUAUUCUGUUUUGUCUACCUGGUCAUACUACUCAGUUCCUUCAACCCUUGGACAGGUGUUUCUUUAGAAGUCUGAAAGCCUUUUGGAAUAAAGCUUGCAAUACAUUUGUAAAAGCAAAUCCUGGUAGGAAACUUUCUCGUAUGCAAUUUGGUCAAUUGCUGUCGGAGACGUGGUCAAAAGCAACAACUGUUGAUAACGCUGUGUCGGCUUUUAAAUCUACAGGAAUCUGCCCAUUUAAUCCUGGUGCUAUACCAGAGUAUGCCUACUUGGAUUCUGAAGAUGAAAAAUUAGAUCCCAAUACUUCUGCAGUUUACGCUACUGAAUCUAAUAAUACCACUCAAACAAAAGACGAUAAAAUGCCCUCUACUUCAGCCUUAGAGUCAGAACCUGAACCUUAG
Messenger RNA from Diorhabda sublineata, 786 nucleotides. RefSeq lists its product as uncharacterized. The transcript has 2 exons. Lineage: Eukaryota; Metazoa; Arthropoda; Insecta; Coleoptera; Chrysomelidae. Gene Ontology annotation, cellular component: nucleus. The record is from RefSeq and is a predicted model, not a curated record. Bases 1 to 786 code for a protein of 261 amino acids. Gene Ontology annotation, molecular function: DNA binding.